AUGUCUUCGAUUGGUCAGGGAAUAUCGAAUGUUAAUGUUUCUUCGUCUAAUUCAGAUCAUUUGGCUGUUCGACUUGACUUAAUUGGUCAAGAUCUUGCAUCAAUUCAAUUUGCUGGGAUUGGUAAACCUUUUUCUAUCGAUCGAGAGAAAGGGGUUUUUCUAGAUUCUUCGAAACUGGUGAGUACUUUCACCUACUUGCCCGGAGUUGUGCGAGAAUCUGAAAAGCUUCUAGUGUCUGCGAUAAGUGGUACUAAAGUAGCAAAAAGAGUGAUAUAUAACAACAGUGAACCAGGAAUGUACUGGUCAGCAGAGGAAACUCAGGAUUUGUCUGCUAAGUUUGAUCAGACUCUAAUUGGAAAUUGUGUGUAUGGGAAACCAUCGCUGGGAGCAAAAUGGGGAGAGAAGAUGGAGAAAGGUAAGGGUGUUGUGGUUGAUGUGGAGAAGUUGGCUAGUGUUGUGAAAGAUAAUAAUCCUGGAAAUGGCCGAAAAAAUAAUAAGGGGAAGAAUGUGUUGCAAGAGGGGCAAAAAGUGAAACAAAGGAAGGAAUUCAGGCAAAAGACUAUUGAAACAAAUCAAGAUUUGGGGAACAUAUUUUUUGUCUUAAUGGAUGCAAAUGGGGAUCAACUGCAGAAUGGGGGAUUUGUGGAAUGUCCUGAUAAGGGACAAUGUAGUUUGCAAAAUCCUUUGUCUGAGGGGAUGGACCAAGCUAGCUGGUGUUUGGAAAAGGGAAAAGGUGUUUCGCUGGAGCAGAUUGGGUUAAUUGUUGUGGAGGUGUUGGUGCCUUCCAGGGAUGAUGAGGUAAGUAAGAAGGGGGUUAUGAUGGAGGGUAAUGGGUGUAGUCAUGAGGUAAAUAUGGCUAUUAAUGUGGAGGAAGAGAGUGUUGUGGAUUUGUCAGUACAGUUGCAACAAGGAGAUGAUGAGUUGAAUUAUGAGGCUCUAAAUGUUGGGAAUAAGAAAAUAGUUCAGAAUAUGAAGGGUGAUCUUCGUGAUGACCAAUCCACUUCCAUGGUGUUAAGGGAGCUGCCAAUGGAGGGUCAGGAAUGA
Molecule: messenger RNA, 1044 nt
Organism: Ilex paraguariensis (yerba mate)
Lineage: Eukaryota; Viridiplantae; Streptophyta; Magnoliopsida; Aquifoliales; Aquifoliaceae
Source: the annotation of a GenBank genome assembly